CGACGAUUCCCAACGACGACCUCCUCUCUCCCCCCCCCUCAACUUCCAUUGGAAAUCAACCUUUCUAUCCUCUCUUCCGCUCCCCCGAAGCUCCUUAUUCUCCUUCGUCGGGUUCCCCAAUUCACAAACUAUCAAUCUAUAAUCAUCAUCAAUCACUUCUCUAUUUCUUGCGGUACCCUUCUUGUCCCCCGUCGAAGCUUCAAAUUCCCCCCCUUACGUUGGUUGUAAUCAUACCCAUUCUUCACACAAACAAGCUAUUCGUACAGUUCCUGCAAUUUACGAAACUCGAACCACCACUACAAAUACAAACCUACGCCGUGGAUCUUACAUUCACGACCUAUCCAACAAUCAAACCUCGACCCCGAUUACCACCACCCUACUUCACCAUAAUAGUCUUCGGACGUUAAAUACCCACCCGCCAUGCGUCCCGAAAUCGAGCAGGAGCUCGCCCACACGCUCCUCGUUGAACUGCUGGCCUACCAAUUCGCGUCGCCCGUGCGCUGGAUCGAGACGCAAGAUGUCAUUCUCGCCGACAAGUUGACCGAGAGGAUUGUCGAGAUCGGUCCCGCAGAUACCCUAGGUGUGAUGGCGAAGAGGACGCUCGCAUCCAAGUACCAGGCUCACGAUGCUGCGAAGUCUGUGCAGAGACAGAUUCUCUGCUAUAACAAGGACGCGAAGGAGAUCUACUACGAUGUUGACCCUGUGGAGGAGGAGCCAGAGGCAGCUGCAUCGAGCGAUGCUCCGGCUGCUGCGGCCCCUGCUGCUGGCGCCGCCCCUGCCGCGUUUGCUGCACCUGCUGCAAGCGCAGGACCAGCGGCACAAGUACCAGAUGCCCCAGUUGGCGCCCUGGAGAUUGUCAGGUCUCUUAUCGCACAGAAGCUGAAGAAGCCGUUUACUGAGGUUCCGUUGAGCAAGGCUAUCAAGGAUCUUGUUGGAGGCAAAUCGACUCUCCAAAACGAAAUAUUAGGUGACUUGGGCAAGGAGUUUGGCUCGACUCCCGAGAAGCCGGAAGAUAUCCCCUUGGACGAACUUGGAGCAUCCAUGCAGGCUACAUUCAACGGCCAACUUGGAAAACAAUCAUUAUCUCUUAUCGCCAGGUUAAUCUCCUCGAAGAUGCCUGGUGGCUUCAAUAUCACAUCCGCGAGGAAAUACCUCGAGACGAGGUGGGGUCUCGGUCCUGGGCGCCAGGACGGUGUCCUCCUGCUGGCGCUUACUAUGGAGCCCCCGGCACGUCUCGGGGCCGAGGCCGACGCGAAAGCGUUCCUCGACGAGGUAUCAAAUAAAUAUGCGACAAAUGCUGGGAUCAGCCUUUCCGCACCUGUCGCUGCUGCGGGCGGUGGUGGUGGCGGCGGAAUGAUGAUGGACCCAGCUGCGAUUGACGCACUCACCAAGGACCAGCGCGCGCUGUUCAAGCAACAACUUGAGCUGUACGCGAGGUACCUGAAGAUCGAUUUACGGGCGGGCGACAAGUCGUUUGUUAGCGCUCAGAAGUCGGAGGCUGCUCUGCAGUCGCAGCUCGACUUGUGGAAUGUGGAGCACGGAGAGGCAUACGCGGCUGGUAUUGAGCCCGUCUUCACAUCGCUGAAGGCUAGAGUCUACGAUUCAUCGUGGAAUUGGGCUCGUCAAGAUGCGCUUCUCAUGUUCUACGAUAUCAUUUUCGGCCGCCUGAAGGCUGUCGAUCGUGAGAUUGUUAGCCAGUGUAUCAGAAUCAUGAACCGUGCGAACCCAACUCUCAUCGACUUCAUGCAGUAUCACAUUGAUCACUGCCCAGCAGAACGUGGAGAGACCUACCAGCUCGCAAAGGAGCUCGGCCAGCAGCUUAUUGAGAACUGCAAGGAUGUUCUCAACACGCCGCCUAUGUACAAGGACGUCUCCGUCCCCACCGGUCCCCACACUACCGUGGACGCCCGUGGCAAUCUCGAAUACAGCGAGAUCCCAAGAACGAGCGUGCGCAAGCUGGAGCACUACGUCAAGGACAUGGCUGAUGGAGGAAAGAUCUCCGAGUACGGAAACCGAACCAAGGUCCAGCACGAUCUUGGUAAGAUCUACAGGCUCAUCAAGCAGCAGAACAAGAUGUCUAAGGAGUCUCAACUUCAGAUCAAGACUUUGUACAGCGAUGUCAUCCGUUCGCUGGCCAUGAGCGAGGGUCAAAUCAUGCCUAAGGAGACCAAGGGCACUGCCAGCGGCAUCAAGAAGCCUGCCGUUAAGCAAGGAAAGGUCGAGACCAUCCCAUUCUUGCACUUGAAGAGAAAGGAUGAGCAUGGAUGGGAGUACAGCAAGAAGCUUACCGGUCUUUACAUCAAUGGCCUCGAGGAUGCCGCAAAGAACGGUCUCUCAUUCCAAGGAAAGAAUGCGCUUAUGACUGGUGCGGGUGCUGGCUCCAUUGGUGCUGAGGUCCUCCAGGGCUUCAUCAGCGGUGGUGGUAAGGUCGUUGUGACGACCAGCCGCUUCUCCCGUGAGGUUACCGAGUACUACCAGGCCAUGUACGCUCGCUACGGAUCCAGGGGCUCCCAGCUCAUCGUUGUUCCCUUCAACCAGGGAAGCAAGCAGGAUGUUGACGCUCUGGUUGACUACAUCUACAACCCCAAGGAUGGUCUUGGAUGGGAUCUUGACUUCGUCAUUCCCUUCGCCGCUAUCCCAGAGAACGGACGUGAGAUCGACAGCAUCGACUCUAAGUCCGAGCUUGCUCACCGUAUCAUGCUUACCAACGUGCUCCGUCUCCUUGGUGCCGUCAAGAAGGAGAAGGCCGACCGCGGAUACGAGACUCGCCCGGCACAGGUUAUCCUGCCUUUGUCGCCCAACCACGGUACCUUCGGUAACGAUGGUCUGUACUCUGAGUCCAAGCUUGGUCUCGAGACCCUGUUCAACCGCUGGCACUCCGAGAACUGGGGUAACUUCCUCACCAUCUGCGGUGCAGUCAUCGGAUGGACCCGUGGCACUGGCCUUAUGGGUGCUAACAACAUCACUGCUGAGGGCGUUGAGGCUUACGGUGUCCGCACUUUCUCCCAGACUGAGAUGGCCUUCAACCUGUUGGGUCUCUUGACUCCUCCUAUGGUCGACCUUUGCCAGUCUGAGCCUGUCUUCGCCGAUCUUAACGGUGGACUCCAGUUCAUCCCACGUCUCAAGGACGUCAUGACCAACCUCCGCAAGGAUAUCAUGGAUACCAGCGAGGUUCGCCGUGCUGUCACCAAGGAGACUGCUCUUGAGAACAAGAUCGUCAACGGUGAGCAGAGCGAGGCCCUCUACCAGAAGGUCACCAUUGAGCCCCGCGCCAACAUCAAGUUCGAUUUCCCCAACCUCCCAGACUGGGAGAAGGAUAUCAAGCCUCUCAACGAGAACCUUAAGGGCAUGGUCGACCUCGAGAAGGUUGUCGUUGUCACUGGUUUCGCUGAGGUUGGUCCUUGGGGUAACUCGAGGACUCGCUGGGAGAUGGAGGCUUACGGCCAGUUCUCCCUCGAGGGUUGCAUUGAGAUGGCCUGGAUUAUGGGUCUGAUCAAGAACCACAACGGCAUGAUCAAGGGCAAGCAGUACGCCGGAUGGGUUGAUGCCAAGACUGGCGAGCCAGUUGAUGAUAAGGAUGUCAAGCCAAAGUACGAGGCGCACAUCCUUGAGCACGCUGGUAUCCGUCUCAUCGAGCCAGAGAUGUUCGACGGGUACGACCCCAACAAGAAGGAGCUCCUCCAGGAGGUUGUCAUUGAGGAGGAUCUUGAGCCAUUUGAGACUUCCAAGGAGAAUGCGAAUGAGUUCAAGCUCAAGCAUGAGGACAAGGUUGAGAUCUUCGAGAUCAAGGAGUCUGGCGAGUACACUGUCCGCCUAAAGAAGGGCGCCAGCCUGUUGGUUCCUAAGGCUCUCCGCUUCGACCGCAUCGUUGCUGGUCAGAUCCCACUUGGCUGGGACGCUACCAAGUACGGUAUCCCAGAUGAUAUCGUCGCACAGGUUAACCCAGUUACUCUUUGGGUUCUUGUUUGCACGGUCGAGUCUCUCCUCGCGUCCGGUAUCACCGACCCAUACGAGUUCUACAAGUACGUCCAUAUCUCCGAGGUCGGUAACUGUAUCGGUUCCGGUAUUGGUGGUGCGACUGCUCUCAGAGGCAUGUAUAAGGAUCGCUACUUGGACCUGCCGAUCCAGAAGGAUAUUCUCCAGGAGUCUUUCAUCAACACCAUGAGCGCCUGGGUUAACAUGUUGAUCCUCUCGUCCACCGGACCAAUCAAGACCCCAUCCGGAGCCUGCGCCACCGCCGUCGAGUCUCUCGACAUCGGUUACGAGACCAUCAUCGAAGGCAAGGCCCGCGUCUGCUUCGUCGGUGGCUUCGACGACUUCACCGAGGAAGGCUCCUACGAGUUCGCCAACAUGAAGGCGACCAGCAACGGCGUCGACGAGCUCGCCCACGGCCGCACCCCCGCCGAGAUGUCCCGCCCCGCAACCACCACCCGAAACGGCUUCAUGGAGUCCCAGGGUGCCGGUAUGCAGCUCAUCAUGACCGCCAAGCUGGCCCUCGAGAUGGGCGUCCCCAUCUACGGUAUCCUCGGCAUGACCGCCACCGCCACCGACAAGAUCGGUCGCUCCAUUCCCGCUCCAGGCCAAGGUGUCCUCACCACCGCCCGCGAGACCGCCGGCGCCUUCCCAUCCCCGCUCCUCGAUAUCAAGUACCGUAGACGCCAGAUCGAGCUCCGCAAGAAGCAGAUCGUGCAAUGGCAGGAGUCCGAGCUCGAGUACCUCCACGAGGAGGUCGCGGCCAUGAAGGCGCAGGCCACCGGCGAAUUCGACGAGGUCGUCUACACAAGCGAGCGCACUGAGCACAUCGAGCGCGAAGCUGCCCGCCAAGUCCGCGACGUCCUCGACCAGCUCGGUAACAGCUUCUGGAAGAAGGACCCUACUAUCGCACCUAUCCGCGGUGCCCUCGCCACUUGGGGUCUCACCAUCGAUGAUCUCGACGUCGCCUCCUUCCACGGAACCUCGACUGUCGCGAACGACAAGAACGAGUCCAAGACUAUCUGCCAGCAGCUCGAGCAUCUCGGCCGCAAGAAGGGUAAUGCCCUCCUCGGUAUCUUCCAGAAGUUCCUUACUGGUCACCCCAAGGGCGCUGCUGGUGGCUGGAUGAUGAACGGUGCUCUUCAAGUCCUGAACACCGGUCUUGUCCCCGGUAACCGCAAUGCGGAUAACAUCGAUCAGGUCAUGGAGCAAUUCGACUUCAUCGUCUACCCAUCCAAGAGCAUCCAAACCGACGGCAUCAAGGCUUUCUCCGUGACAUCCUUCGGGUUCGGACAGAAGGGCGCGCAGGCUAUUGGUAUCCAUCCUAAAUACCUCUUCGCCACCCUCGACGAGGAGACCUUCGCUGCGUACCGCGGCAAGCUCGAGGCGAGACAGAAGAAGGCGUAUAGGUACUUCCACAACGGACUUAUCAACAACUCCAUCUUCGUCGCUAAGACGCACGCACCGUACACGGAUGAGCAGAUGCCUGAUGUCUUCCUCAACCCCAACGCUCGCGUGUCGGUGGAUAAGAAGACAGCUGGUUUGACUUACUCCCCCAACUUCGCCGCGGAAGCCGUAGCAGCCUCCCGCGCCGCAAGGGCCGCCGCCAAGCCCACCUCCACCGGGUCGAGCAAAGAAGCAACUAAGGCCGUUGUCGAGAAACUCGCUAAGAGCACAGCUGCCGCUGGCACUAAAGUCGGUGUCGACGUCGAGGAUGUAUCAGCUAUCAACAUCGAUAACGCGACCUUCGUGGAACGCAAUUUCACCGCUGAAGAGGCGCGCUACUGUCGUGCUGCCGCUGAUCCGCAGGCUAGUUUCGCGGGGAGGUGGUCAGCGAAGGAGGCGGUGUUUAAGAGUUUGGGGGUCCCCAGCCGCGGAGGGGGGGCGGAGUUGAAGAGUAUUGAGGUUUUGGCGGGGGAAGGGGGGGUUUUGGUUGUUCAUUUACAUGGUGAUGCAGCUGCGGCAGCUAAGCAGGCGGGUGUUAGGGAGGUGAGUGUGUCGAUCUCGCAUUCGGCUAGUCAGGCUGUUGCGAUUGCGGUGUCGACUUUUUAAGUCUACUGCCGUAUCGGGGUCUGUGUGGGGUGUGGCGUGUGGGGGGUGUAUAUAUAAGAUAUAAGAUCUAGACUGUCUGGUGGAUUCGGUUUUCCGUGUGUGUGGAUAAGAUGGAUAGAAGGGGGACCGAUGGGAGGGUCGGUGUAAUCACGAGAUUGGGAAACGGGGGAGAGGUAUAUUAUUAUAGUAGUGUAGGGAUAGAAUGGAUGGGU
Pseudogymnoascus verrucosus is the source of this 6236-nucleotide messenger RNA. It is a transcript of the gene FAS2, whose product is annotated as 3-oxoacyl-[acyl-carrier-protein] synthase. The record is from RefSeq and is a predicted model, not a curated record. The transcript is spliced from 3 exons. Lineage: Eukaryota; Fungi; Ascomycota; Leotiomycetes; Thelebolales; Thelebolaceae. Gene Ontology annotation, cellular component: fatty acid synthase complex. Gene Ontology annotation, biological process: long-chain fatty acid biosynthetic process. Gene Ontology annotation, molecular function: fatty acid synthase activity; 3-oxoacyl-[acyl-carrier-protein] reductase (NADPH) activity; 3-oxoacyl-[acyl-carrier-protein] synthase activity. The coding region runs from base 421 to 6024 and encodes 1867 amino acids.